AUGGCACAGCCAAGCUACAUUCCUUUAACUAAUCUUGUUUCAGUGAUAGGUCCUCAUUAUUGUGUUCCUUAUCCGAUUGAUCUAGCAAUCACUAGAAAACUUCUGGCCCUCACUGAUGGUAACUUUGUAGUUACAGAUGUUAAUGGAAACAUCAUGUUUAAAGUAAAAGUUCGCAUAACAUUUCUUCGUGAACGCCAAUUGCUUACUGAUGCAGCUGGGAAUCCCAUUGUUACCCUACGACCGAAGAUUAUGAGCGCACACAGCAGGUGGCAAGUCUUUAGGGGGAAUAGCAAAGACCCUGCAGAUCUGCUCUUUACUGCUAAAACAUCUUCAAUUUUCCAACUGAGGACCAGAUUGAAUGUGUACUUAGCACAUAACACGACAGAGGAGGUGUGUGAUUUCAAGGUCGAAGGAAGCUGGCUUGAGAGAUCUUGUGUCAUUUAUGCUGGAGAUUCUUCGACGGUUGUUGCCCAAAUGCAUCAAAGAUACUCCGCUGAAAGCAUCUUGCUUGGAAAGGACAAGUUCAUGGUGACUGUGUAUCCUAACAUUGAUUAUGCCUUCAUUGUCUCCCUCAUCGUGAUUCUUGACGAUAUCAACAGUGAGGACGGUAGUUGAUUCGGCCCGUAAGUCAGGUCCCUUGCUGCUAGAACACUAGUACUUAAACCCACUUUUUACUGUGUGUUCUUAUUCGGUUCUAAGUUACAGUUACUUCUUAUCUUUGUUUAUUAAUACUUUGUAUACUUCAGUAUUUUUCCCUGGUACUGUUAGAUUACAUUUCAGAAAGUUGUUGUAU
Molecule: messenger RNA, 793 nt
Organism: Ilex paraguariensis (yerba mate)
Lineage: Eukaryota; Viridiplantae; Streptophyta; Magnoliopsida; Aquifoliales; Aquifoliaceae
Source: the annotation of a GenBank genome assembly